CCUACCUGUGCGCCAGAACAGAGGGGAAGGGCUUUGGAAUACGUAGCAGUUAGCUUCACAAAGACGCAUUUAUCAGUCAUAACUCUUCCUGUUCUUCUAACCUGAAUUCAGAAUAAGAUAUAUUUGUAUAAGUGAUUAAAGAUAAUGGCAGCGAGGGUAGGACUGGCGAUGAAUCCGCCGCACACGACAGACGAAAGGGCUGUUUUCACGCAGCUGAAGCCGGUGAGGAUGCCCGCAGCGGACGGCGUUGAGGAAGCGGCCGUGUUUGAGGACGUCAAACCCGGGAUCCGAUUAGAGCUGGACAAAUACCUGCCGCAGGUCAACGGUCCUCUCCUGAGUAACCUGAUCGACACCGUGGACAGGAAGUAUCGACGAGACAGCGCCUCCGUGGUCGACGAGUUCUUCUCGGAGGACAAGAGCGCGGCCCCUUACAGCCUCAACAUCAACCUGUUCCUGCCCAACACUACCCACCUCCGCACGGGCCUCUACCGGCCCAACAACAAGACUCUCACGGUGCAGCAUAUCAAGACGGAGCCCGGGCUGGAGGUGCCCUGCUCCAUCACCAACUCCAGCACCCAGGCCCUGCCCGACUUCACCUCCGUCUUCAGCGUGCCGCCUGUGGUCAACAAUGUCUUCAUCAAGCCAGACAUGAGCUCCGGGGAGGUGAGUGUGUCCGCUGCAUCCCAGCACCAGCACCAACACCAGCACCAACACCAGCACCAGCACCAGCACCAGCAGCAGCAGCAGCAGAACCUGGACAACGAGCUUCACAUCGGCCCCCCGGCCCCUCAGUCGCAGGUUUACCACAUGCCCCUCACCAGCUGUGCCGACCUCACCAUGACUCUGUCCCACAGCAGCCCGCAGGCACACGCCUCUACGAGCGGCAGGACCAUGCUGAACCUCGGCAACGUCGCAUUGCCCGCCAACAACGGCAGCUACAUGAUGGCCGAGCACCAAGCACAAGAGCACCACGGGUACUACCACGCCUCUCCGUCACACACGGCACCACACAGCCUGCCCCCAUCACCUCCCAACUCUCAGCCAGGGAGUCCAGACACUCAGGCGGAGCUGUUGAGCUUACCGCCUCAUCUCCAACAGGCCUACCAGCAGCGCGUGGGAGGAUUGAAGGUGACGGGGCUGUCUCCACAUGCCAUGCUAAUGACACACGGCCAGGGUGUCCUCACAGGCCCCAAGUACAACCGGCGGAACAACCCGGAGCUGGAGAAGAGGAGGAUCCACUUCUGUGACUUCCCAGGCUGCACCAAAGUUUACACAAAGAGUUCCCAUCUGAAGGCACACCAAAGGACGCACACAGGUGAGAAGCCGUACCGCUGCACAUGGGAGAACUGCGACUGGCGCUUCGCCCGAUCGGACGAGCUCACCCGGCACUACCGGAAACACACCGGGGCCAAACCCUUCAAGUGCAUCGCCUGCAGCCGCUGCUUCUCCCGCUCCGACCACCUGGCCCUGCACAUGAAGCGCCACCAGAAUUAACAUGUGGAUGUACAAACCAUCCCAAAAUCACACUCACACCGCAGGAUCCAGACACCUGAACUCUACAGACACAAAAUCAUCCCUGGGCAGCCGGGGUUCCUCUGGAGCUCCAUGGUGACUGAGAGUAGGCUGCUAGGAGAAAACAACAGGGAGUCCAUGGUGGAAAUCUGAAGGGAAAUGGAAGAAAAUUCAACAUUCAAAGCUAGUUUUUAAUAAAAGUACUGGUUUAUUUAGAGAGUUUUUACGCCAUUGGGCUUAAAUUGCAUGUAUUCUUCCAGACUAGUAGAAAAAAACUAUCCAAAAUUCACAUGUUUAUUUUACACACUUUCUCUAUUAGAUUUCUUCUAAAUUGUCUAAGAAUGAGCACUACUGAAUGCCCCAUUUAACACCUUUUAUAUCUUCCGGUCUAAAGUAAGUAAGCGGGGAAGUGAUACCCUUUAGUUGUUUUUUUAGGCUCUAUGAUAAUCAGCCGUGUGUGAUUCUCACUUCUUCUGGAAACAGAGGAAGUGGUUUUCUGGCAGUUGUGACACGGCUCGAUUAUACGCAGUAUUUCUGCUAUCAGUCAGCACUGUGUUUGCUGAAGAUUCAACACCAGAGCUAAUGAUCUACCCGGGACUCAGGGAUGAUUUUCUGAUCUAAAACACACACAUUUGGGACUUCUUCUGACCUGGAAACACUUCCUCACAACAUGAACUGUCUGUUGUCCAACACAUCUGCCACUGGUUCAGUCUUUUUAUCAUUUUGAGGUUUGAACUUUAAAGGACAUGUUCGUCCUGCCUUUGUAAAUACUUGUUUGUGUGCGUGCGUGUGUGUGUGUGUGUGUGUGUGUGUGUGAAUACUAUGAAUGUAUUGAGAUUUAUACUUGACUCUUUUCUUUUUCUUUUUGUACAUCAGAUGUUGUAAUAUUCCACGAAGUGAUUUAAUAAUGACAAAAAAGAAAACUGGAAAGAGUUGAUGCCUGUUGGGCUUGUUUCGGCACAGGUAAUACCUGUCGAUCUCUGAGAGCGCAGCGAUUUGCCAAUGUUUGUAUCCCUGAUAUUACCUGUUGCCUGGGCGACCGGCUCCUCUGACGACAGUUUGCAUGCAGUUUCUAUUCAGCGCUGCCCCCCCCUCCAUGUUUGUUCAACACUUGAACUAAAGACAGACAGAGAUGGGUGGAUAGACCUGUUGUGUAAUCGUUCCAAAUGUACAGUUGGUAGAUUACCCUCUCACGGAUUGUCCUGCUGACUGGAUGAACGCUGUGCACGGCGUUAAUCGUCCCUUAAAGUAUACAUAUUUUCAUCCAGCUCUGGGAUGCACGCGCAUUGUUGUGCAGUGAUGUGUGCUUGUUAAACGAUAGGGGGGGGGGGGGGACAUGUUGUACAAAAAGGAUUCACUCAGACACCAUUACUGUUUUAGAUUAAAUAAUUAAAUUACAACGAAUGAAACUAAGUAACUAACUCCCAGUAUGACAUCUCUCUUUAUACAAGGCAAGCUACUUCUACUACUUCAUUUCCUCUUUAAGAAAACGGAUUCAAAAAAUGAUUUUUGUCUGUGUAAUAACUGAGUGAUCUAUGCAAUUUAUUUAAAAACAAAAUCAGAAAUUCAUCGGUUUAUAGGCUGAAAUACUUCCUUAACUUGGCAGUGAACUGUUGUAUGGUUAACCGAUAUGUUUGCCUGAUGUUGACUUCUCUUCUCUGUUUGAAGCACUUUUAAGUCAGAAAACACAAGAUCUGUUGUUCCAGUAAUGACCACAAUAAUACAUAAUGCCUGCAGGAUCAUAAAGGAUCAUAAAUUGCUUUAUUGUAGGACAUUUCUGCCAUCUACCUGCUCCACCUACUGAACUAACAGCAGGAACGUCUAGUGAACGGUUUCAUUAUCGCCCCCUACAGGCAGAGACAGUCAUCGCUCCUGCAGUUGCACCACCUGUGAACCACUGGUGAUGUUGCUGUAGUUUGUUUCCUCUUAAAUGAAGUUAAAAGCUUUUUUUUUCUGGCACUUGACCAUCAGGAAACAGCGCUUUCAUACAGCCAUGCAAAUUCAUUUACAACUACAAUUCAGAUACAGAAAUAGUGGUCGUAUUUGCUUUCCGUUUGGCCGCCUCAUCGUCCGUCCUUUUUAUUUAAAGCUUAACAUGUAAGGAAUUAAACCUGGGAAACAAUACCUAUUUAAAUAAAGUGCCUAAUAAAGUAUACUGCUUGACAUGGAGCAGAUUAUAAUGUCUACGUUGAUAGUUUUUAAACGUCUGAUGCUGUUCGCUUUAUUGCCACUAGGGGGCGCAGGUUGGACUGGACUGAUACUGCCUGAGAUUUUAGAGAUGUUUUGGUCCUUUAAAUACACAAACUUUAGGAGCAGAAAUUGGUCAUUUAUUUAACUCUAAUAUAUUUGUGAUGCAGGAACAUUUAGACUGUGGGUCUCACCCUGUUCUCAAAAAAAAACAAGCGUUGAUUGACACCCUGUUAUUUCCACACUUUGUCCUAAUUUAACUCUCCAAGGAAGCCAUGUUCUCCUGCCUCUCUCUUGCAGGGGGUGCUGACCCCCCCACUGUGUACAUAACUGUAGUUUAAACAGAAGACUUUGUAAAUAUUUGUUUGGUUUUAUUUCCUAUUAUAAUAUUAAUAUUUGUUCUUCUUUUUUUAACUAAUGGGAUUUUAGAUCAGUUGUUUGUGAAUAUGUGUUUAAUUUUGUUUUGAUACUUUGAGAAUUUAUGUACAAUUGAUAAGAACAACAAUGGUGUAUUUACUGUUUUCGGUUUGUGAAAGAAGCCGCAAUGAAAUAAUAAAAAGAUUCAGAAAACAGCA
Messenger RNA from Eleginops maclovinus (Patagonian blennie), 4274 nucleotides. It is a transcript of the gene klf5l, whose product is annotated as Kruppel like factor 5 like. Gene Ontology annotation, molecular function: DNA-binding transcription factor activity, RNA polymerase II-specific; RNA polymerase II cis-regulatory region sequence-specific DNA binding. The coding region runs from base 145 to 1494 and encodes 449 amino acids. The transcript is spliced from 4 exons. Lineage: Eukaryota; Metazoa; Chordata; Actinopteri; Perciformes; Eleginopidae. The record is from RefSeq and is a predicted model, not a curated record. Gene Ontology annotation, biological process: regulation of transcription by RNA polymerase II.